This is a messenger RNA of Hordeum vulgare subsp. vulgare (domesticated barley), 1807 nucleotides long. RefSeq names its product D-xylose-proton symporter-like 3, chloroplastic. Lineage: Eukaryota; Viridiplantae; Streptophyta; Magnoliopsida; Poales; Poaceae. The coding region runs from base 40 to 1743 and encodes 567 amino acids. The record is from RefSeq and is a predicted model, not a curated record. Gene Ontology annotation, molecular function: transmembrane transporter activity. The transcript is spliced from 14 exons. Gene Ontology annotation, biological process: transmembrane transport. Gene Ontology annotation, cellular component: membrane.
UAUGCGUUAGGCUGAACGUGCCAAGCUAAGCCUAGAAGCAUGGCCAUGGCGACGGGUGUGUGCCUCCCCCCACCACUCGCGACCGUCGCGCGCGCCUCCACCUCUCUCCCCGCUCGCUCCCGCCGCCUACCUCGUCCACAGCGCAGACCCCACCCUCUCGGCCGCGCCGCGGCGGGGAUGGACGCCCUCAACGUGUCGUCGCGGGACGCGGAGCCGCUCAUCCACCCCGUGUCGGCCGCCGCCGCCGCCACUGCGCACCGUCGGCUCCGCGUGCGGACGCACGCGCAGGGCGCCGACGAGUCACCGACGGACGCCGGCAGUGGCGCGGCGGCCGGGGCGGACUACUCGCUGGCGGCCGUCAUCCUCCCGUUCGUGUUCCCUGCAUUGGGUGGCCUCCUUUUCGGUUAUGACAUCGGCGCAACUUCUGGAGCGACCAUAUCUGUGCACUCUGCUGAGCUCAGUGGCACCACCUGGUUCAACCUCUCUUCUGUGCAGCUAGGGCUUGUGGCCAGUGGUUCACUUUAUGGUGCUCUUGGUGGAUCCAUUCUCGCAUACCGCAUUGCAGAUUUUCUAGGAAGAAGAAUAGAGUUGAUCACAGCAGCUGCAUUAUAUAUUUCUGGUGCUUUGGUCACUGGAUUAGCUCCUAAUUUUGUAGUUCUGAUCAUAGGCCGUCUCCUUUAUGGCGUUGGCAUUGGUUUGGCAAUGCACGGUGCUCCCCUUUAUAUUGCAGAGACUUGUCCUUCACAAAUACGUGGAACAUUGAUAUCUUUGAAGGAGCUGUUUAUUGUAGGAGGGAUACUGUUUGGAUACCUCGUAGGGAGCUAUGAAAUUGAUGUUGUAGGAGGAUGGCGGUACAUGUUUGGUUUUAGUGCUCCACUGGCAGCUAUAAUGGCUGUUGGUAUGUGGAGUUUACCACCUUCACCUAGAUGGCUACUUCUCAGGGCAGUGCAGGGAAAAGGCCCUGUGGAAGAUAACAAAAAGAAGGCAAUGAAUGCCCUGAGAAGACUGAAGGGCCCUUCAGCAAGUGAGAAGGUUCUGACAGACGAGAUUGAUAAUAAUCUUUCAUCAAUUAGGGCUGCCUACGCAGAUCAAGCUGAGGGAAGCAUUUUUCAAGUAUUCGAGGGAGCAAGCUUGAAGGCCUUCACUAUUGGAGGAGGACUGGUUCUCUUCCAGCAGAUAACAGGCCAGCCAAGUGUUCUAUACUAUGCAACCUCCAUUCUGCAGACUGCUGGGUUUACAGCUGCAUCUGAUGCUGCAAAAGUGUCAAUUUUGAUUGGGCUGUUCAAGUUUGUGAUGACAGGUGUCGCGGUGCUUAAAGUUGACGAUCUUGGAAGACGGCCGUUAAUGAUAGGAGGUGUUAGUGGAAUUACUGUUGCACUCUUCCUGCUAGCAGCUUACUACAAGGCUCUCAGUGGCUUCCCUUUUGUUGCUGUUGGUGCUUUACUUCUUUAUGUUGGCUGUUACCAGCUUUCAUUUGGUCCAAUAAGCUGGCUAAUGGUCUCUGAGAUCUUCCCACUCCGAACAAGGGGACGCGGAAUCAGCCUCGCGGUACUCACAAAUUUCGGAUCGAAUGCGUUAGUGACAUUCGCAUUCUCACCCUUGCAGGGGUACCUCGGACCGGCCAACGUCUUCCUUCUUUUCGCAGCCAUAUCGCUGCUCGCCCUCUUGUUUGUCAUCCUCAACGUCCCAGAGACCAAAGGGCUGAGCCUGGAGGAGAUUGAAUCCAAGAUCCUGAAGAAGUGAUUGGAAAUGCCUGCUGAUAUUCAUCCUCUAGCCUCUUCCCUGUCCGCUCCACGGAUCGGAUCGG